AAACUCUUAUGCCUAUAUAUAUAUGAGGAAAAUGAGAGAAAAUUUUAAGAAAAUACUCUAGAAUACAAUUGUUGUGUUAAGCAAAAACAAGAGCAGUAAAGCAACAGGCGUUGAACAAUUUAGAUGGAUAGAAAAAACAAUAAAAUGUAUGCGUAAAAUAAUUAAAUUCAAUCAAUUUAUAAAUUAAAAAAAUAAUAAAUCGAGUACUUUUUGUAUACUGUAUUGUAAAAAAACUAUGCGCAUAAUAUUAAACAGGAAAAUAUUUAAUGUAAAUAAUGUUUUUACAAAUCAUAUUAGAAUAAAACUGUUUUUCAUGCACAUAAGCAAUAAAUUGAUAAAAACUUGCUAAAAAUCAUGGACAGUGCAUCAAUUCCUACCGAUAGACAGCUGGCCUUAAGAGCAAAACUCAAAAUAGGUUGGUUCGCAGGACGUCCUGAUGUGCCACUUAGUUCAAAGGAACAAGAAACAAUUAAAAAUGUUAUUAGACGUAAUGAGGCUUUGGAAAUGGCUGAAAGACAACGAGUCGGCAAGUUGGUAGAAAGAAUGGAAAACAUCAAAUCACGUGCAGUAGAAACAGGACCGAGAAAUUGUAGAAUGUGUGGACAAACAUUUGGUCUUCUUGUUGGCGUAUCUAAAUUUUUGUGUGAUAUUUGUAAAAAGCCUGUGUGUUCAAAAUGUUGUAUUGAUCUCAAUACGAGAUCACUAACUAAAAGAGUCGUUUGGCUAUGUAAAAUAUGUUCAGAAACUCGCGAGCUAUGGAAAAAAACAGGAGCAUGGUUUUACAAAGGAAUUCCAAGUUAUGAGGUUCCACAGCGUAAAAAUAUUAAUAUUUGUAAAGAUGCUAAUAUUGAUGAAGAAGUUAUGAAAAAUCCACAAUGUAGUGUUUCGGUAGAUGAGGAUGAAGUUGUUAUUGCUAAUAAGGACAAGAAUUCAAAUUUACAAAAUGGAACGUUAAACGUUUGUGAAGAUAACAAAAAGAAAUCUAAUUUUAUUAGACAAACAAGCUCAAAUGAGCAACAAAAAUCAUCUAAUAACCUUGACAUCGAUUGGGACUCUUUUGCUCGACAUCGUGGUGCAUGUAAUGUAAUUUCUGCUACAAAUUUAAAACGUAGCUCUGUGUCUUCUAACUUUUCUAUUUCCGAGUCUUUUUCGGGAAAUGAUAGUGUAGGAGGUGUUUAUCAAGUCUGUCGUGAUCCUAUGUUGGGAUGGCUCGAAAUUUCAAUUAUUUACGAUGAAUCAAGGCACUGUUUGGACUGUAGUAUAUUAAGGGCACGUGAUCUUCUUCCUAUGGAUAACCAAUGCCUUGCGGAUCCAUUUUGUAAAGCCAAUAUUAUUACAAGUGAUUCAAAAUUCAAAUAUACUAAAUGGAUGAAAACAAAAGUGGUACAUAAAACAAUCAAUCCAGAGUUUAAUGAGAAGUUUAGUUUGAUUGGUGUCGAACCAGACGAAUUAGCGGAAUCGGUUUUAUUUAUUAUUGUAUAUGAUGAUGAUAAAUACGGGCAUGAUUUCUUAGGAUCUUGUAAAUUUAGUCUUUGUUCAAUUAAUAUGACACAUCCUAUACCAUCUCGAAUGUCGAUUUCACUAUCACCUGAAGAUUUGCACGGCUCGCAAGCAAGCGACUCCGAAUCUUGGCCAAAUGGACGAAUAUUUGUUUCUUUAUCUUACAACACUUUGAAACGUUCUUUAGUUGUAAUAAUAAAACAGUGUGAGAACUUAAUUCCAAUGGAUACCAAUGGGUUAUCAGAUCCUUUUGUUAAAAUUCAAAUGAAACCGGAAUCACAUCGUAAAAAAUACAAAACGUCUGUUAAAUGGCGAACCCUUAAUCCCAUUUACAACGAAGAGUUUCUUUUUGAAACAAGACCAAUUGAGAUGGAUAAACAAUCAUUAUAUAUAACUGUCUGGGACAAGGAUAUUGGAAAAAGUAAUGACUUUUUAGGUUCUCUAAUCAUUGGAUCCAAUAGCAAGGGAAGAAGGUUAAGGCAAUGGCGAGAUUGUGUUCGUUUACCGGAUGUCUUUCAUGAAGCAUGGCAUUAUUUAUCCAAUGAGAAUAUCGGCCAUCAACGUUAAAAACCAUUUAUAUCCUGUUUAGAAAUUUAAAGUAUUUUACGUUCAAAAGGAAUUAAUUCAUUGACAAUAAAAAACAUUUGGAAAUAUUAAUUCUUAAAAAGAUCUUUUUGAAAGAGUGAAAUAAAACAAAUUUG
Messenger RNA from Culicoides brevitarsis, 2201 nucleotides. RefSeq names its product rabphilin-3A (gene Rph). Gene Ontology annotation, molecular function: small GTPase binding. Gene Ontology annotation, cellular component: membrane. The record is from RefSeq and is a predicted model, not a curated record. The transcript has 9 exons. The coding region runs from base 355 to 2067 and encodes 570 amino acids. Lineage: Eukaryota; Metazoa; Arthropoda; Insecta; Diptera; Ceratopogonidae. Gene Ontology annotation, biological process: intracellular protein transport.